This is a messenger RNA of Labrus mixtus (cuckoo wrasse), 1919 nucleotides long. It is a transcript of the gene afmid, whose product is annotated as arylformamidase. The coding region runs from base 432 to 1241 and encodes 269 amino acids. The transcript is spliced from 11 exons. Lineage: Eukaryota; Metazoa; Chordata; Actinopteri; Labriformes; Labridae. Gene Ontology annotation, molecular function: arylformamidase activity. The record is from RefSeq and is a predicted model, not a curated record.
CAUGGUUCAUUCAGUAAAGUGAACAGGUGAAGAUUAUAUUCCGGUUACAUUUUCUCUCUCCGCAUGGUCCCAACACCUGUUGGUAAAGCUUCAGAAAGCUUUCCGAUACUUUUACUUUGAAAUUGUAUGCAGGCCUACAGGUGACGAGUCUAAAGUUCAGUCCUUCAGUCGGACAGCUGCUGUAUACACAUGUUGCACAGAUUUAUCUGUCAGGAAACCUGCGGUCAGUUCAGUCACUUCAAGAGAGAAAAUGUCGCACUGGACUGAAAUGGAAAAAGAUAGGUCUAAUAAUACCAGAGGAGGGCGCUGUUGUCUCCCACCGGGCUCAUGGUGGUGUGGCGCUCGGGUUUCAUGGCCGCCCUGCUGACUGUGGUCUCCCCGUGUGACAGGAGCUCGACAGGCAGUAUUCACCCAGCCGGUGGUCGCACAGGAUGUCUGCAGACGACGUGAUCAAGGCUCACGUCAAGGCUUUAAAGGAAGGUACGGAGCAGGCCCGCGGUCUGGCUCAAACUUUGCUCAAUGUGCCGUAUGGAGAGGGAGAUGGAGAGAAACUGGAUGUCUACAUACCCAGCACAAACUCUUUGGAUGUCCCGCUUGUUAUCUACAUACAUGGAGGCUACUGGCAGUUUCUCAGCAAGGAGGAGUCAGGAUUCAUGGCUGUUCCACUCGUUGACAAAGGCGUAGUGGUGGUUGCAGUUGGCUAUGACAUUGCCCCUAAAGGAAACAUGGACCUCAUGGUGUCUCAAGUCCGCAGGAGUGUCGUGUCUGUUGUUCAGCAGUAUUCUCACAUCAGUGGUCUGUACCUGUGCGGUCACUCUGCUGGAGCUCACCUGGCGGCCAUGGUCCUCUCAACUGAUUGGUCCGAGUACAGCAUCACUCCUCCGAUCAAAGGUGCUUUUCUAGUCAGUGGCAUAUAUGAUCUCCUGCCCAUCCUGGCCACCUACGUAAACGAGCCUUUGAAGAUGACAGAGGAGGUGGCGGUCAGGAACAGCCCCAGCAAGCUGGUCCCUCAGCUCAAACUCUCCUCCUCCAGCUGCCACAUCGUCGUGGCCGUCGCUGAGAACGACUCCCCCGAGUUUCGCAAGCAGUCAGAAGAUUACUUUAAAACUGUGGAGGCAACAGGUCUUAAAGUGACCUUGGAGGAUGUAGCUAAUACAGACCACUUCAGUAUCAUCGAGCAACUGGUUGAUGGAGAGUAUCAUCUAACAAAGCUUCUCUUGAAGAUGAUGGGGAAGAGCUGAAGAGGCAGUCUUUGCGCCAUCGUGUGAAAUCAACAUACCUCUGUAUCAACAUACACCUCUAAAGAGAGUCAUUGUGCACUAAUACUGAUAAAAAAAAAUAAGCAUCACUCAGGUUUGUACAAUGGUAAAGUUCAAUAUCUGACUACAUUGAUUGAUAGAUUAACAUAAAGGUGGUGGUUGUUGUGACUGUCUAGUUUACUGCUUCACUUGUUGUGUUAACUGUAGAUAAUGCCUUCAGGCUAAAGCGUCAUAUUUUCCAACCACAGUAUCAUAUUAUAGAAACAUUUGUGCCUAAAACCAAUUAAUUUCAAGGAUGGUUAUUUUUACAGAUUUACUACAGGUCGAGUCGAUCAUAGUCAGCUAUAAACAGGUUGUGUAAUAGCCCGAGUACACAAUGCUAUCAUCCGGAAAUACGUUUCCACACGCAAAAAAAAAACCACUUAGAGCGUUGCUGAUUUGUUUUGGCAUAUCUCCAGUGUGGAGUGUAAAGGUGGGUCGGUCUAUUAUGUGUUUUUUUUCCCCGUGACAAUCUGCACCACAACUUUAACACUAUGGUUGGCAAAAGACUUCAUGUCAAUGUUACUGAAAUAACAAAGUGAAUGUAGCUUAUAAUAUAAUCUCCAUGAUUUAAGUAUUUCACCCAGGAAAUGUAAGUGUACUGUCAAAAUGUGAUAAAUG